UUCCUGAUGCUGGGCCUGCUGGCGGGGCUGCUCUCUGCCUUCACCCUCCUCGUCCUGUUCAGCGGCUCCAGCUUCGACUCUGUGCUCCCCCUCAUGGUCUCUGCCAUGGGCAGCUUCAGCGCAGGUUUCUGUGUCCUGGUUGGGAUGGCCGUGUUCACCAGCGACCUGAACAGCUUCAUCAAGUUCAUGUGGCCCCACAUGUCCUUCGGCUGGUCUGUCGGCGUGGGCUGGGUCUCCGUCCCCGUCUUCCUGCUGACAGGAGGGGUGACGCUGCUGGCCCAGGAAUCCAACUGAAUCUGAGCAUGGGGCCUGCGCUACCCCGAGGUGCCAGGGCCUAGUGGAGCCUGCAUUGUUGGGGGACUGAUUUCCGCAGUCCCCCAGAGCAGGGAGUGGGG
Pelodiscus sinensis (Chinese soft-shelled turtle) is the source of this 395-nucleotide messenger RNA. The record is from RefSeq and is a predicted model, not a curated record. NCBI's taxonomy places the organism in Eukaryota, Metazoa, Chordata, Testudines, Trionychidae.